AUGUCAGACGAAGUUAUUUGGCAAGUGAUCAAUCACCAAUUUUGUGCCUUCAAACUAAAGACAGAGAAACAGAAUUUCUGUCGUAAUGAAUACAACGUGAGUGGGUUGUGCUCGAGACAAUCAUGCCCGUUAGCCAAUGCCAGGUAUGCCACAGUUAAAAACGUGGGUGGAAAAUUAUAUCUAUAUAUGAAGACAGCAGAAAGAGCUCACAUGCCAAAUAGGUGGUGGGAAAGAAUCAAACUUUCAAAGAACUAUAACAAAGCCUUAGCACAAAUUGAUCAUCAUUUGCAAUAUUGGCAAAAGUUUUUACAACACAAGUGUAAGCAGAGAUUGACGAGAUUGACACAAGUGGCAAUUACAGAAAGACGAUUGGCAUUGAAUGAAGAGGAGAGACAUUUGGUUGGAGUCAAGCCCAAGUUAAAGAGAAGAGAGGAGAAUAGGGAAAGGAAAGCCUUAGCUGCUGCCAAGAUUGAAAAGGCCAUUGAGAAGGAAUUGUUGGAGAGAUUGAAAAGUGGUGCAUAUGGUGAUAAACCAUUGAAUGUUGAUGAAAAUAUAUGGAAAAAGGUAUUGGGUAAAGUUGAUGAAGUUGAACAAGAGGAAGAAUUCGAUGAUGAUGAUGAGGAGGAAGUUGAACUUGAAAGUGAAGAAGAGGAAGACGAAGAUGAUAUGGGAGAAGUUGAGUAUGUCGAGGAUUCAGGUGAUGAUGACUUGGUUGAUAUGGAAGAUUUAGAAAAGUGGUUAGAUGAUUCCUCAGACAAUGAAAGUGAAAGUGAAAGUGAAGGAGAGAGUGACGACGAUGAAGAAGGAGAGGGAAGUUCCAAGAAGAGAAAGGCCGAUGACACAAAGACUAAGCAAAAAAAGAAGAGAAGACCAAGAGUUGAAAUCGAGUAUGAGGAGGAAGAGCCAAUACAAACUAACAUAGCUGUAUAG
Lodderomyces orthopsilosis Co 90-125 is the source of this 930-nucleotide messenger RNA. RefSeq names its product ribosome biosynthesis protein (gene MAK16). Gene Ontology annotation, cellular component: nucleolus; preribosome, large subunit precursor. The record is from RefSeq and is a predicted model, not a curated record. The coding region runs from base 1 to 930 and encodes 309 amino acids. The transcript has a single exon. Lineage: Eukaryota; Fungi; Ascomycota; Pichiomycetes; Serinales; Debaryomycetaceae. Gene Ontology annotation, biological process: maturation of 5.8S rRNA; maturation of LSU-rRNA.